UUGAAAAGCCACAGCGCUAUUCAUACGAUGCAUGAUGUUGAGGUUAUAAGCGGUCUAACUGAACAAAACUAUCCGCUAGAUUUUUUGUUGAAUUUUUUCAAAAAAGGACAGAUGUCACCAUGCUUAUAAGAAUGAUGAAAAUGAGAUGAGUGAAGAAUGGACCACACACCUCUACAAAAGAUAGUUUACACUAGUGUAUAACAGAAAUAAAGACAGGGAUGGCAGAUGACCCCAUGCUAAGUUUGUUUGACACAGAUGGAGGGAGUUUUCUGGAUGAUUUGACUGGGCCAGGAUUGGGGCAGAGUAUGGAUAGCAAUUUCAUGGGCCAGGGAAUGUCAGGUGACCAGAUAAUACAACAGUCCCAAGGUUUUGGGGUUCAGAUAUCAGAAAUGCAGGGAAAUCAGUUUAAUCCCUACCAGCAAACAAGUUCUGCACCUGAGCCGUUCUCAAGUGACAGCUUUAAUCAGUACAAUGCCAGUCAGAAGUUACAACAAAUGAACAUGAACACACCUCACAGUGGCAUAACACCCAAUCAACCAAUGAUGUCCCCAUACAGGCAACAACAACAGUUCAGACCCUCACAACCCAACAUGGCUCAACCAAGUCAAAACAUGGGUGGGUAUGGAAACUAUGGGGCUCAGCAAGUCGGACCCCGCUUGCCGAAUCCUCCUCAGCAGCACAUGCAAGUUCAGCAGAGAAUGCCUCAGUGGAACCCUGGCCAGUCUAGUCCUAGUCGUCCUCAUUACAUGGCCCAGUCUCAGAAUAUGAUUCAGUCCCAGAUUAUGCCCACCUCACAAGCCAUGCAGGGCAAGUUUCUUUCACACCCUGACUUUCCACAGAUGCCCUCCUCCAACGCCUCAGAUUUCUUUCAGAGCAGUCCUGCAACUUCAACUUCUUUCCAGCGCUUUCAAGGUAACACAUCAUCUAAUCCACAAAUGUACAUGCAGAAUAGAAGUCAAAUGCCCUCUGUGCCAAUAUCUAGCCCUAACGCCGCCAUGGGACACAGGCAGAGCAGCAUACAGUCCUUGACUCCUCAGCAGUCACAGAUACCCAUGCAAAAUCAACCAACAUUCCAAAUACAGAGCACAAUGGGAAUGCCAGGAUUUAAUAACCCUUCUCAACAGGUACCUCAGCAACAUGCUUUACAAUAUCAGGGCAACUUUCAGCAACAACAACAACAACAACCAAUGAAUAAUGUUCAAUCGAAUAAUUUUCAGCGAUUUCCGUUUGGCCAGAUGCCCAGCAAUACACCCACUAAACAGGGAGAUGCUUCAGCACAGUUCAAUACAAGUCCCAACCAGAACUUUCACCCUUCUUACCCUAGGAUGCCCUCUCAAAGGGCAACAACCCCCUCACCAAGGCCACCAUCGACUCCUGAGCAUGCUUCCACCCCUCAAAUCAAUCCUAGAGCCCCUGCUUCUGUUCCACAGAUGGAACAACUGGUCUCACCACCUGGACCACGUUCAAAUGUGUCCACACCUGUAUCUAGUCCAUUCCAUCAACCACAAGUGAGUAGUAGUGGGCCAAACUUCCAACACUCGAAUGCUAUUCAAAUCAGUACAUCUCUACCAAACUCGAAUGGCAUAGGCCCAAUCAGUCCAAAUGUGAAAAAUGCUGGGAAUGUUAGAGUGACUAUGACAAAUACCGAACGUGAAAUACAGUACCUGCAGCAGCAGUUGAAUCAGUUGCAAGCAGCAGGGCAGACACAGCAAACUCAACAGAAGAUGCUGGAAGUGCAAGAGAAGAUUCGUUCCCUUCGUGCUACUCAAGAAAUUCAAAGACAAAAGGCCCAAGCAGAUCAACAAGGUGGGUAUACUGGACCAACAAAUGGGACAAUGCAAACACAGCAACAACAACCAUCUCAGAAUCAAACCAAUGUUGUUACAGUGGUAAAAGAAAACCCUCAGGUUUCAGCUCAACAGCAGCAAACAAUGCAACAAGUCCAAACUUCAGUACAACCACAACUCCUAAUGCAGUCUCAAGCAGUACAACAAUCUCAGCCGAUAAUGCAACAACAGCAACCAGCACAAGUUCCACAGCCUUCCAUGCAACAACCACAGCCACCUGUACAACAACAACAAACUGCUAGUCAGCAACCUUCCUCAAACCCACAGCAAGUGUUUCAGAUUGGUCAGCCUAUGUUUGUGAAUCAGACACGGCCCCCUCAGAAUGUCCUGAUAGUGACAUCUGGUACACAGAGGAUGAUGCAACCACAAAUACAACAAAUGCCAAUGCAUUCUCCCCAAAAAGUUCAGGUUAUUCUUCAGCCACAAGGAAGCCAAGCUGCCCCUCAGAUGAUCAGUCAACAAGUGCCUCAGUCAGUAAACAAUCUACCUCAUGCUAUGCCUGCUCAGGGCAUGACUCCUAUGCCACCUGUAGGGUCGCAACAAGGAAACAUUCCGUCAAGCGUUGUUCAACUUCAGAUGGGCGGAGUCUCUCAACCUGCCCCUCAGCUUAUCCAGGCACCACCAGGCACAACAUUUCCGCCUCUUCAAGACUUUGGCAGCGAGAGCAACCCCGCAAGUGCAGAAAAACCAAAGAAAAAUAAGAAGGCCAAGAAACAGCAAGAGAAAGCGGACAAGAUUGUGGCAGAAGCUGUAGCGCGGGCCCAGGCGGAGGGCAGGGAGGUGCCAAAGAUUAUGACUGGGGACAUCCCGGCUACUGUGAAUGAUGUACAAAAUGCAGAGGAGGAGGACUCCAAGAAAAAGAAAAAACGUGUCAGGAAACCAAAGACACCCAAAAAGGAGAAGAAGGAAGGUGAUGUGAGUAGUGGGGAAGGAACACAGGAGCUGGAGAGUCAAGGAGAAUCUACCAUGGAUGGAGAGAAAGUAGAAAAGAAGAAAGCCAAGCCUAAAGUAAAAGCACCUGUAAAGAAGAAGAAAAAACCUCCAGCUACAUUUUUGAAAAAGAAAAAGCGAAAACGUCACGAUUCAUCCGAGUCAGAUCCUGAACUUAAACAUGCAGUGGGUGAGACCGAGGAAAUGGAUGACGACUCAAUCCAGAAAAGGCGCUCUGCUCGUAAUACAAAGAGGAAGAAGUACCUGGAUGAUGUGGAUUUGAACCUGUCGGAUGAUGACACCCAAGAUGUGGAACCAGAAGCCUUUGCUGAACAGCCGGCAGCUGUCAGAGUGGACACCAUUGAGGAGGACAACAGCUCUAUUGUGGAUAAAAUUCUGGGAAGCAGAAUGAGAAAAGCGGACAAAGAUAUCAGUGUAGAUGGGGAAACAGAAGAGCAAUCAACAUCAAAUGAAGAAGUUGAGGAAUUCUUUGUUAAAUACAAGAACUUUUCCUAUUUGCACUGUGAGUGGAAAACAGCAGAAGAAUUAGAAAGGGGAGAUAAACGCAUUCAUCAGAAAUUAAAACGAUACUACAUGAAGAAAACCCAAAGUCAGAAUAUGUUCUCAGAGUUGGAUGAGGACGAACUCUUUAAUCCUGAUUACACUGAGGUACAUCGAGUCUUAGAUGUGUCCAAGCUCAGUGACCCGAAUGGUGGUGAUGACAUUACACACUUCCUGGUCAAGUGGAAGGGGUUGCCCUAUGAGGAAGCCACAUGGGAGCUACAGCAGGAUGUGGAUCCUGUAAAGGUGGAGCAUUUUUACAAGUUCCGGGAGCCACCAGAGGAUGCAGAGGUUAAAGCUCAAGGUACACCUGAUGACUGGGUAAAACUAGAGGAGACCAGAGAGUACAAGAAUGGCAACUCCCUUCGAGACUACCAGCUGGAGGGGGUCAAUUGGCUGAUGUUUAGCUGGCACAACCACCAGAACUGUAUUCUGGCUGAUGAGAUGGGUCUGGGCAAAACCAUUCAGAGUAUCACCUUCCUGAAUGAAGUCAUGCUGUAUGGAAUCAAGGGGCCUUUCCUUGUGGUGGUUCCCCUGUCCACAUUAGGCAACUGGGAGAGAGAGUUCGAAACCUGGACAAGCAUUAAUGCCAUUGUUUAUCAUGGAAGUUCCACCAGUCGAAACAUGCUGCAGUCCUAUGAAAUGUUUUACAAAGAUGAGAAAGGACAACGAAUUCCAAACCAAUAUAAAUUUCAUGCUCUGAUUACGACUUAUGAAGUCAUCAUCUCAGAUUGUGAGUUGCUGAGUGACAUUGAGUGGAGAGUUCUAAUCAUAGAUGAAGCUCAUCGUCUUAAGAACGCCAAGUGCAAGUUGAUGGAAGGCCUAAGGAUGUUUGAUUGUGAGCACCAGGUCCUACUGUCGGGAACACCCCUGCAGAAUAACACAGAGGAACUUCACAGUCUACUCAGCUUCCUGGAACCAGAGAGAUUCAAGUCAACUCAGGCAUUCUUGGCAGAAUUUGGGGAACUCAAAACAGAUUCCCAAGUGGAGAAGCUGAAAGCUAUCCUGAAACCAAUGAUGUUGAGAAGGUUGAAAGAAGAUGUAGAGAAGAAUCUUGCUUCCAAAGAAGAGACCAUUGUUGAGGUGGAGUUGACAAACAUUCAGAAGAAAUACUACAGGGCUAUUUUGGAGCGUAACUUUACUUUCUUGUCCAAAGGCACUGGUUCUUCAGCCAAUGUACCGAAUCUGCUGAAUACAAUGAUGGAGCUGCGAAAAUGUUGCAACCAUCCAUAUCUUAUCAAAGGUGCUGAGGAUAAAAUCUUGAAUGAGAAUAAGGAAAGCAAAGGAAAUGAUAUGGAAGCUGUGUUCAAAACUAUGGUGCACUCGUCAGGUAAAAUGGUGCUGUUGGACAAACUCCUCCCCAAACUGAAGCAGGGGGGACACAAAGUCCUGAUCUUCUCCCAGAUGAUCCGAGUGCUGGAUAUCCUGGAGGAUUAUCUUAUUAACAAACAAUAUUUGUUUGAGCGACUGGACGGCCGGAUCUGUGGUAAGCUGCGACAGGAGGCCAUUGAUCGAUUCUCUAAGCCCGAGUCGGACCGAUUUGUCUUCCUGCUGUGUACACGCGCCGGGGGUCUGGGUAUCAACCUAACCGCUGCCGACACAGUCAUCAUCUAUGACUCGGACUGGAACCCCCAGAAUGAUCUUCAGGCUCAAGCCCGUUGUCACAGAAUUGGUCAAACAAAGGAAGUCAAAGUAUAUCGCCUUAUCACCAGAAACUCCUAUGAGAGAGAGAUGUUUGACAAGGCUUCACUCAAGCUUGGUCUGGACAAGGCUGUGCUCCAGUCCAUGGGCUCAGACAAGAAUGCACCUCAAGCCCAGAUGACCAAGAAGGAGAUAGAGGAGUUGUUACGUAAGGGGGCGUACGGUGCUCUGAUGGACGAUGACAAAGCCGGGGACGAAUUCUGUGAAGAAGACAUUGAUCAGAUUCUACAGCAGCGCACAAAAGUUAUCCAGAUUGAAUCAGAAGGAAAGGGCUCAACCUUUGCCAAGGCAAGUUUCUCAAUGUCUGGCAACAGAACAGAUAUUGAUAUCAAUGAUCCAGACUUCUGGAAGAAGUGGGCCAAGAAGGCAGAUGUUGAUGUCGAGGGAUUAAAACACAAGAAUGAACUGAUUAUACAAGAACCAAGACAGAGGAAGCAGACUGCUCGCUAUGGAAAUGAUGACAGCGUGAUGGAGAUGUCAGAGCUGGACUCGUCCAGUAAUAGCGAUGAUGAGGAUGAAGAAUCCAGGAAGACCCGGAGCGGGUUGAAGAAGCGUGGGCGCCCAGGCAGGAAGAGGCGUGGUUCGGACGAUGACUACGACGCCGAUGAUGCUGAGGGCUAUGGAAGAUCCGACUGCUUCAAAGUGGAGAAGAACCUCCUGGUUUAUGGAUGGGGUAGAUGGAAGGAUAUCCUAUCCCAUGGGAAAUUCAAGAAGAUGCUCGAGGAGAAGGAUGUCGAAAAUAUUUCUAGGGCUUUGUUAAUUUAUUCCCUUCAACAGUACAAGGGAGAUGAAAAAAUUAAAGAGUUCAUUUGGGAUUUGAUCUCCCCCUCAAGUGAUGGAUCUCUAAAAAACCACUCAGGGUUGUCUGCUCCUGUACCAAGAGGUAGGAAAGGCAAAAAUAAGAAGAAAGAGGGAAAGCCAGAGACCAGCAGUGAACUGGUCAAGUACAACAAGAUGAAGAACUGUGAUCCAGAAGUAGUGCUACGGGACCCUGGCUACCGCAAACAUCUCCACAGACAUGCUAACAAAGUGCUAUUGAGGGUAAGACUGUUGUACUACCUGAAAGAAGAAAUCAUAGGGGCUCAAGCAGUGGAGAAGGUCUCUCAGGGAUUAAAUGCAAGUGAGAUAGAAAUUCCUCAGGCUGAUCCGGACGGAGACCCGCCCACCACCUGGUGGGACGAGGAGGCAGACAAGUCCCUGCUGAUCGGGGUCUAUAAACACGGUUAUGAGAAGUACAACAUGAUGAGACAGGACCCUGCACUGGUCUUCUUGGGCAAGUGUGGACCACCAGAUGGCGCUGCUCUAGCGGCCGAACAGAAUGAUGACGAUGAUGAGGACCUGGAUGAAUCCAAGAUGAAGCAAGACGAUGAUGAGGAUGUGUCAAUGAGCUCGAUACCUGAGUCCAGCAAAAAGACUACCCCAGCCUCUGUCCUGCCCGUUGAGAAACCUGAGGGUGGAGAGGGGUCAGAGGAAGGGGAUAAACUGCCAUUCCCAUCAUCCUCCGACCUGAACACUCGCCUCCGCAGAAUCAUCACCAGCUUCCAGCGAAACCACAAGAGAAUGCUUAUCAAGAAUGCCCAGAGGGUUAAAAGAAUGGAACGCCAGGAGCGAUUUGAAGCGGUGCUGAAGGAGCGUGAGACCCAGAGAAUGCAGUAUCAACAAUGGUCGGUACCGGACCCCUAUGGUCUAUCCCUCCAACAUUUGUCUGACAGUUCAAGCCGUUGGUCAAGAAGAGAGGAGCAAGACUUCUAUCGGGUCAUCUCCAGCUUUGGGGUGGAGUUUGACCUGGUUACUGGACGCUACAAGUGGGACCGGUUCCGACAGCUGGCUCACCUGGAGAAGAAGUUUGACGACACCCUGACAGAGUACUUCCAGGCCUUCUAUCACAUGUGUAUGCGAGUCUGCAAAAAGUUUAAAAAUGAUGAUGAUGCUCUGCCACCAAAUAACAUAUAUGUUGACCCCAUCACUGAGGAGAGGGCCAGUCGAUGCCUCGCUAGGAUCGACAUGUUGAACAAGAUCCGCACAGAAACCUUGAAUCACCCCAAGUUGGAUGAGAGAGUGAAGCUCUGUCAGCCGUCCUAUGAUUUACCAUCGUGGUGGAUCUGUGGUCAACAUGAUAGGGACCUUCUCAUUGGUGCAGCUAGGCAUGGUGUUGUGCGGACAGACUACCACAUCCUGUUUGAUCCCAACCUGUCCUUUAUUGAUGUGCUAAAAACUAAGCAAGCUACUAGUCAUUCCAGCUCCCCCUUGCCAACCAAAGACAAAGAAAUAAAAACAGAAGACAGUGAAGAAAAAGUGGUGAAAAAAGAGAAAGAAAGUAAAGAAAAGGUGAAAGAAGAAAUCAAAGAGGAAGUAGUUACAGAAACAGUGUCAGUGAAAUCAGAAGAUGAUGAUGAAAAAUCAGAAAAGUCACAGAAAAAUACAGAAGCUGUAAAGGAGGAAUCCAAAGACUCAAAAAUGGAGGUAGAAGAGCCUUCAGAAAAGUCAAAUGAAGAGAAAGAGAAGAUAAAUGGUGAAUCUGAAAUGGAGGUGUCUGAAGACAAAUCUGAACAAGCAGAAGCCAAGUCAGGUGAAACUUCCCUCAAUAAAUCUUUGGAAGAGUCACCAGAUAAAACUAAUGGAAAGAAAUCACCUGUAAAAGAAGAGGUAGAAGAAAAGGCAGUGAAAAUGGAAGUUGAAGAUUUGUCAGUCAAGAAGGAAAAUGAAGAUUCCCUCAUUAAAAAAGAAAGUGAAGACUCAUUAGAAAAGAAGGAAGAUGAAAAGGUGCAGGUUAAGAAAGAAGAGGAAGAAUCCAUUGUGAAAAAGGAAUUAUCUGAGUUAGUCAAGGAAGAGACAGAGCCACAGGACCUGACCUCCAUAAAGGAGAAGGACAAAGGAGCAAACAGUGAUCCAGGGGUGAAGGAGGAAGUAAAGGGCAAGGGUGCUGACGACACGGAGCAGAAGGUGAGGGACAUCGUGAAGGACAUUAAACGCCAAACCACGGAAGAAAUGGCCAAGUCAGAGAGGAAGAAAGACAUCAGAUGUACCUAUGAUGAGGAGGAGCUUCAGAAGUUUUUGGCCAGAAGAGAGGAGAUGGAGGCGGAGGGAAUGACAGCCGAUUACUUCCCAGAGAGUCAACUCAGUUCUGUCGUCAACUGGCCAAAGGACCGAGUGUUGUUCCAUCGGCUGGAGCACAUCUGUUACUGUGUGGAGCACAAUGAAUGGCCAUUCCCCAAGCGUAUGUCAUACAUCCCCAUGAACUACGACUCCCGCAGCGGAACACCUGUUGGGUCCUCGACCCCAAAGGACGACCCCGAGCUCAGCCAAUCUGAUGCUGGAGACUCAGUCUACGAUGGUGUCAAGGUGAAGUCAGAUUUAAAUAAGGACUUUGAAGCUAUGAUGCCUGAGGGUGAUGGUUUGAAGAUGACCUUCCACAAGAGAAGAGGACAGGGUCGUAAAUAUGAUUUUGAAGGCAGCCGCAUGCAGCAGCUGAUGAACCGCAGCGCAGCCUCUAGUGACAAUGAGAGUCUGACAGAAACGCCCCGAUCUCAGGUACCUGCUCACCUGUCUCCUCGGCACUCCCCUCAUCACUACCUAUUCUCACAGACCCCAGCAGAUCUUUUGAAUGGUGCUGGUCCUGAAUUGGACCCUGAACUGCUAAGAAGAAGCAUGAUGGAGCAUGCUCUGUAUUUUGGAGACCGGAGAGGCAGAAGAGGUCGUAAGAGGAAGGCCGAAAAGAUGGCAGAGAUUGCAAUGGCUGAAGCUCUGUCCAAGAGAAACACAGCCAGAGCUGUUGCCACUGUUGAACCAGAAUCUCGUGUUCCUGUGAUUAACUUGGAGGAUGGUAGUCGGCUGUCGGGAGAUGAGGCUCCACUGAAGCGUGACCUGGAUAAAUGGUUGGAUGAACAUCCAGGUUACAUGGUGGACAGACCUCCAGAAAUGUACCCUCUAGAGGAUGAGGAGCUAUCAGAGUCUGGUGAUAGAAGGAGAGGAAGAAGACCAAAAGUGGACCCAGCCAUGUUAGAUCCCAUGAAGCUGACAGGAGAAGAAAAUGUUUCAGUUGUCAAUAGGGUCACUGGCAAAAGGAUAACUGGUGCUAAAGCUCCUCCUAUUAGAUACUUGAGUGAGUGGUUAGAACAGAAUCCUCAGUAUGAUAUAGAUCCAAAAUGGACAGAUAUUGUCAAAUCCAAGGCCAAUUUACCAAAGAGUUUGUCAUCGCGUGUGAGUACCCCAUCCUCGGAACGCCGGCGUGGAAGACCAAGGGAACGGGACCUGUCCUCUUCCUUGCUCUCAGACAAUCCAUACAGUGCUGCUUCUCUGGCAGCCAGUAUGUCUGCAUUCCCAGGCUUAGGCCUAAUGUCAGGCUUUGGCAAAAUGCCAAUGGGAAUGCCCUUUGGAACAUUGCCCAGUUUAGGGCUGGCUAAUCCUAUGCUGGCAGGUUUUGCUGGCUUGAUGCCAGGACUUUCACCUUCCUUGGCAAAGGCCAUGGAAAGUGAAGCUAGAAAGGACAAAUCCCCAGGCAGCAGCAAAGAGUCGAGCAAAUCAAAGUCCCCAAGUAGCUCACAGACUCCUCACCCUUCGUUUCCUAUGUUGUACAAUCCACUUCUCUUUAAUCCCCUUUUAGCAGCACAAGCUGCUGGGGGCUUGAACUUCUCCCUGCCUACUUCACUGCCUUCAUCUUUUGCCUCCCUGGCUCAACCUGGUCUUGUAAAUGGACAAGGUGAUUCUGAUCUAGAGGAGGGAGAAAUCAAACGAUAUAGCCAGGGUGAGCAUAACGAACAGGAGAUUGCACAGGACCUGUCUGUCAGGCGCAAAGAGGCUCAUUCCCACCACAGAAAGCGAAAAAGUUAUGAAGCUUCACACUCUGCAGUAACCAAGAGUUCAAGGGAUGAGGACCAAUCUGCAUGUUUAGACCUUUCUAUUAAAUCAAAACCAAGAGAGUCGCCAAAAGCUAGUGAGGUGUCAAGUAGAUCACAUUCUGCUUCUGAAUCACCAAAAGACAGUUCGAAAACCAAAAAUAAAAUACAGGGUUCAUUCAAAUUGGAUAAAAUUUUGGACACGCUGAAGGACAAAGUGAACAAAAUGGAAGAUAAACCUGUUAAAAAAGAGAGAGACAAAGACAAAGAGUCCAAGCUGAAUAGCAUUCUUAUGAAAAUCGCCAAAGAAAAGGAUGUGGAUGUGAAUACAUUAAACACCAUGGACACUGCAGAAGCAUCCCAUUUGAAGUGUUCAGAAGCUUCUGAUCUUUCUUCAGAGAGGAAAGAAAGCGAGUCGUCGAAGGAAGAGGUAGAUACGGCAGAGAAAGACGAGGACCAGUCCUGAUGAUGUAUACUGGGAGUUAACAUUGGCGUGCUGUGACUUGGUGUAAUGAGCUUUGAGCCACUCCAAGAGUCGCUGGAUCUUGUGUGGAAAAGCCAAAUCAUCUUGUAUUGUGGAAUACUGUGUGUUCCUCCCCAAGAUUAUGUGACAUGUAUGUUAUUAUACAGGAAUUAAUUUAUUCAUUGUAAGUGAGACUUCAGUCUUCAUGAUAUGCACAAUACACGUGUUCGAACAGAUUCCAGAUCAUGUUUGUCUGCCAAAUCAAUGACCUGUCAUGUUGAUUUCAUGAUUUCACAAAAAGAUCUCCCCUCCCCCUACGGUCUGACCCCUCGUACAGCAGGUGUGCUUUGUUGGAACUCUGAAGGGUCAGGGCCAAGUCACUGCAGGCACCUCAUCAUUUUCGUUCUCAGGGCAAUAAUGUUAAAACAAGUAUUACGUGUGUAGAAACAGUUUUCUUUAAUUAUUAUUUUUUCUCUGGUUUAUAUUAUUUUUUGCUGCAUUGUAACAAUCAAUUCAUGUCACACAUUUUGUAUAUAAUUUAUUCAUUGUAGGAAGUUCAAAUAUACCAACCAAAACCAUUAAAUGCAUGACCCCCCCCUUUUUUUGUAAAAAUGAACUUUUAAGAUUGUGAUAAGGCCACAAACGAGCAGAACAAUUUUUUUUUCAAGAUGGGCACGGUUGUGAUAGUUAUGUAACUUCAAAGUGGUAGAUUUGAAUUUCUUUUUUCAUGUAAUGCAUAUGAUAUUAGUUACUUAGGCUAUCAUCGCUGUUGUGUAUAUGCAAUUUAAUUUAAGAAUCAUUCUCUCAUAAGAGAAUUAAUGAAGUCAGGUCAGGAAUUUAUUUUUGAUUCUUUUUUUUGCAUUGAGAUCAAAUAAAGUACCUGCAAUAAUGUUAUGAGCAGUGUUUUGACUGCUUUCUUGAGGCACCAGUUGUACCGUCUUUCCAAUGCUUUGGCUCUGUGUUAAUGACCUUUGAUGAUUGUGACGAAGAUACUGCUCUACUUCUAUGUCUUAUUAUGUGUACCUCAGGUCCUUAGUUAGUGACUUGAGAUUUAUUUCAACAUUUUGUGUCUUCAUUUCACAAACAUUGCGGUUUAUGAUAUGGACAAGGAAAUGUACAUUCCUCAAAAAGGGUUUUUUUUUUUUUACUAAAGUUUCCAUUUCAUGUCCAUAUCUGUCUAAAAAAAAAGAUUAAGAUGGCCUCCAUAGUAGGUGUAGUUUUUUCCCCUUGUGAAAUGACAUAUUUGUGUAGUUUAAACUUUUUAUUCAUGAAAAUUCAGGGAUUAAUGUUUCCUUUGUCCAUGACAGUGAUAGAGGGGUCAUUUAUUCCCUUUCAUAUCAAAAGCUUUUACUGCAAGGCAGGCAACAAUUAGGUGCAAGGUGUUGACACCAUUAUUUCCCUUUACACUUGGAUAAUGUAGGGGCAUUUCUUUACAGUGAAGAAAUUGCAGGUGAUUUCUUGCCCGGAAUAAAUUUGUUGGGUGGAUGUUUAGUGAAAUAACGAAUUGUAUGUAUUUAUUUGUUGAGGAAAUUUUGUAUGUAAACUAUUUUUAUUAAAACAUGAAUUCAACAUU
Molecule: messenger RNA, 11910 nt
Organism: Magallana angulata
Lineage: Eukaryota; Metazoa; Mollusca; Bivalvia; Ostreida; Ostreidae
Product: chromodomain-helicase-DNA-binding protein 8-like
Exons: 43
Coding region: 219-10340 (3373 amino acids)
Molecular function (GO): ATP-dependent chromatin remodeler activity; ATP binding; protein binding
Source: RefSeq, a predicted model, not a curated record